Durio zibethinus is the source of this 1950-nucleotide messenger RNA. Its product is annotated as transcription factor MYBS3-like. Gene Ontology annotation, biological process: response to gibberellin; response to ethylene. Gene Ontology annotation, molecular function: zinc ion binding; DNA binding. NCBI's taxonomy places the organism in Eukaryota, Viridiplantae, Streptophyta, Magnoliopsida, Malvales, Malvaceae. The record is from RefSeq and is a predicted model, not a curated record.
CUCUAGUCUAAAUCUCAAAAUUCCAAAAGUACACUUCCAUCUCCUUUCUCCCCCAUUUUAUAAUCCCCCCUCAAUCUCCUUCAUUUCCAUGCAACCGCUCUCUCUCUCUCUCUCUCUCUCUCUCUCUCUCUAAAAGCCUUUAUUUUCUCUCUCUAAAUUUAUUUAGUUUUUAAUAAUCUCUAUUUACAUUCCAAUUAUAUUGAAAAACAGAUAAAAAAGAUUAGUUUUGUUUUUUUUUUGGUUUUGUUUUUGGCUCGGGUGAGUCAUGACUCGGCGAUGCUCGCAUUGCGGCAACAACGGCCACAACUCCCGCACCUGUCCCACGCGCGGUGGUGGUGGAAACUUCGUAGUUGGCGGUGGCGGAUUGAAGCUAUUCGGCGUUCGUCUGACGGAUGGUUCGAUAAUCAAGAAGAGUGCGAGUAUGGGAAAUUUAUCGUCGGCCCACUACCAUAGCUCGUCAUCAGCCGCCGCUUCGCCCAAUCCGGACUCUCCUUUAUCGGAUCAUGUCCGUGACCCGAACCACGUGCCCGAUGGCUACCUCUCUGAUGACCCCGUUGCAAACGCCUCAACUAACCGUCGCGGAGAGAGAAAGAAAGGUGUCCCAUGGACUGAAGAGGAACAUCGACUCUUUCUAAUUGGCCUCCAUAAAUUAGGGAAAGGGGAUUGGCGCGGGAUAGCCCGAAACUUUGUUAUGUCAAGGACACCUACUCAGGUAGCAAGCCAUGCCCAGAAGUAUUUCAUCCGUCAGAGUAAUGUUACCCGAAGAAAGAGACGUUCGAGCCUUUUUGACAUGGUUCCAGAUGAUAUGGCUACAGAUACUCCCACAGUGCCUGAAGAACAAGUUUUGCUACCUUCUUCACAGGUAGAGGAAGCAGAUAAUGCAAAUUCAAUACCUUCAUUAAAUCUCUCUCUUAACGCUGAAUUUGAGCAUGGAGAAGCUGCUGCACAAAAAGCAGAAGAAACCAUGAUGGAGUCAAGUGGAUUCACACCAAUGGUCCAUGGUUUCUUCUCCCCUUAUGUACCUGUUCAUUACCCAUUUUGGCCCCCAUAUCAUGCCCAUCCUGUUGAAGAGAAGGGCAUGCAGGCAUCUCAACAUCAGGUACUGAAGCCAAUUCCAUUGCUUCCCAAGAAACCUGUCAAUGUGGAUGAACUAGUUGGUAUGUCCAAGCUUAGCAUAGGAGAUACUGAGAAUGUCCAUAAAGAGCUUUCACCACUAUCGUUGAAACUGCUAAGAGAACCGUUACGACAAUCAGCAUUUCAUGCAAACACACCUGUUGGUGGCACAGAUUUGAGCAAGGGUAAGACUGGUGCAAUUCAAGCGGUUUGAACUGCAGUGAAGGAGGGCGGUACUUCUAUCUUAUCUUGGUUAAUUAUUUUUUUGCAUUACCAUAUCUUCUCUAAGGUAUUUAGUUUUAAUUUUUUGAUAGUAUGAAAUUUCUGGUCCUUACAAUAUAGGUCAAGAUCAAUUUAUGGGAAAUAUUUAUUCAUUCUAACUGUUAACAGCCAGUGAUCCUAAUAAUCAAAUGGGUUUGUCAGUGAAUGCUAGGCUCUUCUCCUUAUCAUUCCUUUAGGUUCUGUUGACAUUUUUAAAACAUCGGUAUUAGCAAUAGCCUAAUCUGAUCUAUUAGUGUUUUAUGUAAUGGGGGGAAAAAUGAGAUUUAGCCUAUACGGUCCUAAUUGCAAAACGCCUCAUAGAACUACAAAAUUAGCAAAUCCCAGGUUUGGUUAAUGUCUACCAUUUUCCUGUCCUUGUUGAGACCUGAAGAUUAUAAUUUUUCGUUAAGAGUUACUAGCUAAAGUACUUCCCAUUUGAUUAGUAAUCUCUAACAAACUUUAUCAUAUACUAUAUUAUAUUUUCAUAGAAACUGAAUUAAGUAAUUGAUACCUUUACACAUCGGCUGAAUAUUUUUUUAUAAAAGAAAUCAAAAUUUAGUAAGAAUUAAGAUUGAA